Molecule: messenger RNA, 1596 nt
Organism: Corythoichthys intestinalis (scribbled pipefish)
Lineage: Eukaryota; Metazoa; Chordata; Actinopteri; Syngnathiformes; Syngnathidae
Product: succinate receptor 1-like
Exons: 2
Coding region: 49-1002 (317 amino acids)
Biological process (GO): G protein-coupled receptor signaling pathway
Cellular component (GO): plasma membrane
Molecular function (GO): G protein-coupled receptor activity
Source: RefSeq, a predicted model, not a curated record
GUUAGGCAGACCUGUUCGAGCUUUCAACAACUCCAGCUUAACUACGGAAUGGUGUUUAAUUGUACAGAGAUCGAUGACAUACUGGAGAGGUUCUACCUGUCACCAUUUUAUGGACUUGAGUUCUGUAUCGGGUUUCCUGGGAAUCUUAUGGCCAUACUUGGCUAUCUAUUUUGUCUGCCCAAGUGGCGUAGCUGCAAUGUUUACCUCUUCAACCUGGCAAUCUCUGACCUCAUCUUCCUUUGCACGCUGCCCCGGCUCUCCUUUCUCUACGCCAACCAACAGAAGGAGACCAGCUACUACGCUUGCAUCAUCAACCGUUACGUCCUGCAUGUCAACCUCUACUCAUCCAUUCUGUUUAUGGUCUGGCUGAGCAUGGAUCGCUUUUUGCUGAUCCGACACCCUGCACGGAACCACUUUCUGCUGAAUCCCCGGGUGGCGCUGGUUGUGACUGGGUUAAGCUGGCUCGCCGUCAAUGCAGAGGUGAUCCCCAUGAUAGCGUUGAUGCUGCAGGACCUGCAGAGUGGAAACUGGAGUCGCUGCAAUGACUUUGCCAGCCUCCAGGGUGAUGUCAGCCUUUUGGGGUACAGCAUGGGGCUCACCUUAACCGGCUACAUUCUACCUCUGCUUGGUCUCUGUGGUUUCUCCCAAAGGAUCGCGCUGCUAUUGCGGACACAAGAAGCAGCAUUUCAUCGCAGGACGACACAGUACAAGCGUGCUCUCAGGGUUGUAGCUUCGGCGUCAGCCAUGUUUCUGGUUUUGUACACGCCGUACCACGUGAUGAGAAAUGUUAGGAUAGCAUCCCGCCAGGCCUGGGCAGGUGUACACCUAUGUACAAGGAUGUACAUAGAGGGCCUCUACAUCUUGACCCGACCGUUGGCCUUCUUGCAUAGCGUCAUUAACCCAGUAUUCUACUUCCUCAUGGGGGACAAGUUCAGAAAGUUCCUACUUGCAAAGUUUAGAAAGCUGGCAGGAAAGAAAGUGCAGUCAAGAGAGCCUGCGUGAAGUGAAUUGAUUUCUCAAAGUCUGUUUGUUUCCCCUUUAUUUUGUGUAUAAAACUCUAAAGUGGCACAAAACAGUUUAAACUACUGACCUCAAUGACGUCAAGGAAGACAUUAGCAUAUCAUUAGACCUAAGCAGAUCUAAGCAGCUAUGUAAAAAAAAAAAUUCGGCUUUUUGUACAAUGGAUCUUCCAUCCUUCAUGACAUCAGUUGCGCAAGACCUCAGACCUAAUGCCAAGAAAGCUUUACUCAAGAGUGUGUCAUAACUGUUUAGUUUUUUUCUUUUGAAAAAACUCCAAAAGAAGGCACAUAUUUAAAUGGAAAUGUUGAGAAUGUAAUCAAAGAAGAUACUGAAGUAAGGCACAUAUUUAAAAGGAAAUGUUGAGAAUGUAAUCAAAGAAGAUACAGAAGUAAGGUGACGCACAUAAGACCUUUCUCUCAGUGUUCGCGAAAAGGCCAAGUGCUUUUCAAUUUUUACGUUUCACAGUGUUUGAAUUUGUUGUGACCCCAUUAACAUUAAGUCAUUUGGAGACAGGUUCACAGUGUUUUUAAAAUGUUACUUUAAAUAUUGUCUGUGUGGUUUAUAAAGGUAUGAAAA